AUGGUUAACUUCACAGUGGAGCAGAUCAGAGAAAUCAUGGACAGGCAAGAGAACAUCAGGAACAUGUCCGUCAUUGCUCACGUCGACCACGGCAAGUCAACACUCACUGACUCCCUGAUUGGCAAGGCAGGAAUCAUCGCAGAAUCCAAGGUUGGAGACGCCAGAUACACAGACACUCGUCAAGACGAAAUGGAGAGAGGUAUUACCAUCAAAUCCACUGGAGUCUCUCUUUACUACCCAUACGACGCUGACGGCUCAGGCAGAGAAAACAAUUUCCUUAUCAACUUAAUCGACUCCCCUGGCCACGUCGAUUUCUCCUCAGAAGUCACUGCUGCCCUCAGAGUAACUGACGGAGCCCUCGUGGUUGUUGACUGCGUUGAAGGUGUCUGCGUUCAGACAGAGACAGUCCUCAGACAGGCCUUACAAGAAAAGAUCAAGCCAGCUCUUAUGAUCAACAAGGUCGACAGAAACCUCCUGGAACUCCAGCUUGACCCAGAGUCCAUGUUCCAAGGCUUCUCAAGAACUAUUGAAAAAGUUAACUCCAUCAUUGCCACCUACGACGACGGAACUAUGGGAGACCUCCAAGUCGACCCAACCAAAGGCAACGUCGCUUUCGGCUCAGGACUGAUGGGCUGGGCUUUCACCUUAAAGAGGUUCGCCCACAUGUAUGCUAGCAAGUUCGGUAUUGACCCUAACAAAAUGAUGAAAAGAUUAUGGGGUGAAAACUACUUCGAUGCCGAGUCCAAGAAAUGGAAAAAGACUAACCUUUCAGACACCGGAAAGCCACUUAAGAGAGCUUUCAAUGCUUUUGUCAUUGAACCAAUACAAAGAUUGGCCAGAAACAUCAUGGAAGGCAAUAUGGAAGCUGUCGACAAGAUGCUUGUCCACCUUGGAGUUGAGCUUAAGACUGAAGACAGAGAUUUGAGAGAAAAGAAGCUCUUACUCCCUUUAAAUUGAACUAACAAAUUCUGUUCCAAUUUAAAGGGGGGUGAUAUUUAAAAAAUUAUAUGAGCACUAUAUAUUAAUUUUAAUUUAUAAAUAGAAUUAAUUCAAAAAGCUAUAGAUUCAGUGUAAAACUGCUUAAAUAAGCAAUUUUUCAAAUUAAAUUGAGUCAAAACUAAAUUUAUUAUUUUCACUUAAAAUUUUCAUUUGUUAACAAAAAAAUGUUCCAAUUUAAAUGGAGUUUUUUGAUCCAAUUUAAAUCGGAAGAGAACUAAAGAAGGUCAUGAUGAAAUGGAUCAAUGCCGCUGACUGUUUGUUAGAAAUGAUUGUCCUCCACCUCCCAUCACCAAAAGUCGCGCAGAGAUACAGAGUCGACUACUUAUACGAAGGCCCUCUUGAUGACGAGUGCGCCACUGCUAUUAGAAACUGUGACCCUAAUGGACCACUUAUGAUUUACAUCUCUAAAAUGGUUCCGUCAACUGAUAAAGGCAGAUUUGUCGCCUUCGGAAGAGUUUUCUCAGGAACAGUCUCAACUGGCCAAAAAGUCAGAAUUAUGGGGCCUAACUUCCACCCAGGCAAGAAAGACGAUCUUUACCUCAAAUCUAUCCAAAGAACUGUCCUUAUGAUGGGAAGAACCACUGAACACAUCCCAGACGUUCCUUGUGGAAACACCGUCGGACUUGUCGGAGUCGAUCAGUUCCUCCUUAAAACCGGUACCAUCUCAACCCACGAAGAAGCCCACACCUUAAGAAACAUGAAAUACUCAGUCAGCCCUGUCGUCAGAGUAGCCGUCAAACCAAAGAACGCUGCUGAUUUACCAAAACUUGUAGACGGCCUCAAGAAGCUGUCCAAGAGUGACCCUCUUGUCCAAUGUAGCUCAGAAGAAACUGGAGAACACAUUAUUGCAGGCUGCGGAGAACUCCACGUCGAAAUCUGCUUAAAUGAUUUGACUGACUUCGCUGGCAUUGAAAUCAUCAAGACUGACCCAGUCGUCACUUACAAAGAAACUGUCCAAGCCACUUCUAACCAAGUCUGUAUGUCCAAGUCGGGCUGUCAUAAAAAAAGUAAAUUACAAUAUUUUUUUGCCAAAAAUUUUUUUAAAAAAUUCAAUUUUAAAUAAAAAAGCCCUCUUAUAAUUUAACCCAGGAGAGUUUUUAAUUCUCUCCCCCAAGUCCCCUAACAAACACAACAGGCUCUACGUCACUGCUGAGCCAUUCGCCAGCGGCCUCGCUGAAGAUGUCGAAAAAGGUGACAUUGCCCCUAACACUGAGCCAAAGAUGAGAGCUAAGCUCCUCCAAGACAAAUAUGGCUGGGACUCCAACGACGCCAAAAAGAUCUGGUGUUUCGGUCCAGAAACCACUGGAGCCAAUAUCUUGGUCGACGCCACCAAAGGUAUCCAAUACAUGAACGAAAUCAAAGACUCCAUGGAAGCUGGUUUCCAAUGGGCUACCAAGGAAGGAUGUAUGUCAGGAGAAAACAUGAGAGGCAUCAGAAUGAACAUUUUGGACGCCUAUCUCCACACUGAUGCCAUCCACAGAGGUGGUGGACAAAUUGUCCCAACUGCCAGAAGAGUUUACUAUGCUGCCUAUUUGACUGCCCAACCAGUGCUACAAGAGCCAAUGUUCUUAGUCGAAAUUCAAUGCCCAACUGAAGUUAUUGGAGGUGUCUAUCAAUGCUUGAACUCUAGAAGAGGUAUUGUUAACACUGAAGAGCCAGUUUCUGGUACUCCUCUUACUAUGGUUAAAUGCUACUUGCCAGUCGCUGAAAGUUUCGGGUUCACUGCUCACUUGAGAUCUCAGACUUCAGGACAAGCCUUCCCUCAAUGUGUGUUCGACCACUGGGCACUUGUAAGUGGAGAUCCUCUUGACCCUAGCACCAAGUCCAGUGAAAUUGUUAAUGCAAUUAGAGUAAGAAAAGGAAUGGAAGGACCAAUUCCACCUCUCGAUAGAUUCUUGGAUAAACUUUAA
Molecule: messenger RNA, 2909 nt
Organism: Blepharisma stoltei
Lineage: Eukaryota; Ciliophora; Heterotrichea; Heterotrichida; Blepharismidae
Source: the annotation of a GenBank genome assembly